Messenger RNA from Closterium sp. Yama58-4, 4095 nucleotides. The record is from the annotation of a GenBank genome assembly. NCBI's taxonomy places the organism in Eukaryota, Viridiplantae, Streptophyta, Zygnematophyceae, Desmidiales, Closteriaceae.
AUGCGGCGGGACAUGCGGGUGGACCUAUGCAUGCAUGCGGCGGAAGACCUUAUAUCGUCGCUGGCGAGGCUGGGAGUGGUGGUCCCGAGGCAACCCGCCCCCAGGGUCGCGAAGCAUGGGGCGGUAGUCGAUUCAGGUGCGGAGGAUGGCAACACGCAGCUAACACGGAUGCAGGUGGAGCACUACAGUAUGAAGCGGGACUUGACGAUCUGGAAGGCAGCUGUCACAGCUGUUGGAGCGGCCAUGGGGUACAGUGUCGAUCAGCUCAUUGCUGGAGCUGCCCACGUCCUGCAGCAGCAGGCUUCUGAUGGGGAAGCGGCGACACCUGGGUGCAGUGGGUCCACUGCACCGUCCACGCCCAACCCACGUGCAGGCGCGCGGGCAGGAGCCCCCGACAGCCCCGGUUCCAAAGGAGACCCUCCUGUGAGUGUUGGCCAGGGUGGUGCUGGCACCACAAAUGUCGAUCUAGGGGUGGUACAUCCCUGCCCGUCCCCGCUGCCCGUGCCGGCGAAGCCGUUGUGGUCGCAGAAGGCAGCCCCGGUGUGUGUGCCCUUCACGCAUGAGGCAGCGCAUACGGUCGUUCAACCAGGUGGGACGAAGCCCGUGGUAUUGGCUAUGCCGGCAAAGAGGAAACGAGACGACACUCCUUCGCCCGGGAGUGAUGCUGAGGGCGCCAUCCCCGCUAGCAAAAGCAAGGGUAAUGGACAGGGUCGGAGCUCCAAAUGGAAGGGUGUGCGGAAAGAGAAACGGGGGAGGUGGAGCGCUAAGAUACUGUUCUGGGAGAAGGAUAAGCCCAAGCGCACCCAGAUGAGGCUGGGUGCGUACAACAAGGAAUUGGAGGCAGCCACUGCGUAUGCAGCAGCUGUGCACGUGGUCAAGGAGGGGCGACGUGUGUCAGGGACAGUGGAGCUGUCGGAUGAGGAGAGGGGGCUGCUGAAGGGGUGCACAUUGUCCGCAGUCAAGAGGCUGGUAAGGGGCAGACAGUGGUUUCGAUGGACAGAGUGGGAGACGGCACUGGCGGACUGUCCGGAGGAGGACUCAGGCGGGGAGGGGGAAACGCACUCCGAUUCACAGGAUGAUCAGGCGGCGGAUGCGCAUGGAGGCGCCGCCAAGGAGGUGGAUACGAAGAUUGAGAUGGGCGGGGUGAAGAAGGGUGUUCCUGAGGCGCAGGUUGGGAGGGGAACGCCGAAUGAGCUCAAUGAGGAGGAGGCGGAUACACUGGACGGAGUGGCAGAACAGGGGGUGGCUAGUGCGGCACAGGGAGCAUCGCAAGUGACGCCGCAGGCGGCGGUUUUGUCAAGCGUCGGCGCAGGAGAUGAGGAUGUCGGCAGCGACGGGGGAGGCGAGGAUGUUCCUGUCCGCUCCAAAGCGGUCGCGUCGGUUAUGGCGGACGAGAACCCGGCCGCGCACGACACGGCGGCGAAGGCGCCGAGGCCUUCGGUGCCGGACAACCCUUUCGUGGCGAUGCCGAGCGUGUCAGGGCAGCCGGCAAGUGGUUCUCGGCGUGAGGAGACGUCAACUAACGACAACGUCGUCAUUAGCCGCGCCGAGCUCGAGGCCCUGAAGGCGGCCAGAGACGACGGCGAACGGCGGAUUGCGCGCCUGGAGGCGUUGCUGCUGUCCGCACAGGAUCCCAGGACGCAUAACAAGAGGCAGAGAUGCUCCGAGGACGCUUCAUCCGCGGAGGGGGAUGAUGUGGAGGCGGAAGCGGAGCACGCGCCGGUCCGCCGUGUGCGCAAGAGGCGCCAUAUGAUAGAGGCGAGCUCUCCCAUACUCCAGGAGGCAUUUGACUUCAAGCCGGCGGGCAAGGCGUGGAAGGUGAGGGUCCAUUGUCUCAUGCGGUUGCUCUGGCAGAAGCACUGCGACUUUGUGCGGGAGUACCUGUUUAUCGAGCGGGGAAAUGAUGCUAUGACAUUCUACCCCAGCAGCUACGACAAGACACUGGGGUUAUGCUGGGUCACGCCACGGCUGACGCUGAAGUUUGCUGCUGUCGCGUUGGCGGCAGACAAAGGGCGACGCGAUGACUUGAACAAGAGUCUGAGCCAGUGGAAGACGGAGGUUGCAGGCCGUGUACGAGACAUUGCGCUGCCGCGCAUUGGACUGUGGCGCGACGAGCGGGAUGCGAAGAGUCCGUGGAGACGCAAGGAGGCCAGGGAGGCCGCGGAGGUGCGGAUUCGCUAUCGCGUUCUGGACGACGUCAACGAGGAUCUAACACUGUCAACCUGGAGCGAGAGCAAGACCGGGAUGAUUUUUGCUAGUGGGGCAUUCACCGCGUGCGCCGCCACCGCAUUCCGGCCAAAGAAGGUCACAGGGACAGUGAAUGUGAAGCUGUACCAGUUGGCGUGGCUCGAGCACGUGGUGACGGACACCAUCCUGAACUGGGACAAGCGCAAGGGGCGUCUGUCAAAUUCAGCAGGCGGCAACGCGCAGGUGGUGAACGGGCUGCAGGAGGUAGCCGCUGCGGCAGUGGCUCAAGCGAUCCAGGAUUUCAAGCCAACGUACGAUGCAGACGAGGCGGCGUGGGUGUGGGGGGAACAUGGGUUGAUGCUGUCGUCGGAUGGGCUUGAGCACCUGGUUCCCGGCCGGUAUGCGCAUAGGGCUCCAGUGGCUGAUGAUAGAGCAUCAGUUUCCCUGCACACAGGGCUCGGGCAUGCACCUCCGUUCCAGUGGCUCCCAUCGCGCAUGCGGUGGUGUUCAGUGGCGGUAUGCGAUAGGCCGUUGCUGGGUCUGGGGCGUCGCGCGAUUGGUCCACGAGGGCUUCCGCGAUGCAACUGCAUUGGUGGGCGAAGUGGGGUUACUAGGGGGUGGGCCAGUCUGUAUUCAACACUUGCGCGCGCACGAGUGGUGUACGUUUCGGCAGGCAACCGUACCGGGCAUGCUGUGCCACCGUUUCAUUGUGCCACGGUGGCGCCACAUUUCACUCGCAUUUCUGCAACUGUUGUCCAUCACUGCGAAGUUGCAAAACCAAAGUAUCCGCCGAGUUACUUUUCUGCAACUUUUCAGCAGCCUACUGGCAAGUCCUUUUUCGCGAUGGCGGCGGAGGUGGCGGAAGUGAAGGCGACGGCGGCGCACUCGGAGGCGCGCAUCAACGACGCCGAGCUGGCGCUCGCCGCGCUCACGAACAGCAAGACGGGGGAGCGCCGCGACGAGCGCGAUGAGGGCGGCGCGAGGAAGAAGCGGAAGCCAGAGGAGUCGCCGGGGAAGGAGGGGGAGAUGGCUGGUGCUGCUGUGGGCACCGAGCAUAAGCUUGCUGUUGGAGGUAGUGCGGCUGAAGGAAAGCUGGAUGAGGCGGAAAGCGAGAGCGAGGAGGAGUGGGGGGCGAAUGGCGAGGAAGAUUUCGACGCGGAGGCUGAGCUGCAGGAGCUGUGUAACCGCGUGGUGGCACUGGAGAAGGAUGCCAAGACAUGGGAGGCCACUCCCAGCGAGACGCGCAUGGACCUCAGCAGCUGUGUGAACCUCACCGACGCUGCUCUCUCUCGACUCACCUCCUUGCGCUCUCUCACGUGGCUCAGCCUUCGAGAGUCCAUUAGCUUCACUGCAGAGGGGUUGACGCAGCUCUACUCCCUCACGAGCCUCAAGUUGCUCGAUCUGGCGGAGACAAAUGCUACGGACGCUUCGUUGGAAGGUAUCAGUAGCUUGAAGGUUCUUAACGCACUUUAUCUUGGUGAUACCAAGAUAACCGAUGCAGGGAUAGCGAAGCUGCGAGGGCUGCCUGCACUCGUGACACUGGCCUUAGAUGGCUGCGAGUCGGUCACCUCUGCGAGCAUGGUGCACGUGGGAAAAUUGACGUCACUCGAGGCUCUCUGGCUGAGUACCACUGCAGUGGGGGAGGACGGGCUGAAGCUGUUGACUGCUCUGACCUCCCUCAAGGUCUUCAGCUUGCCUUCAGGGGUGACCGAUGUCAUUUUGAAGCUUCUGAGGAGCAUGAAGCGCCUGGAGAGGUUGGGGCUGUGGGAUGCAAAAAUCACUGUUGACGGUCUCAAAUGGCUCAAGGGGCUCAAGAGCCUGCAGGUGAUUGCAACUACGUUUGAGAACGUAGAAGCCUUGAUCAGGGAUAGCUUCCCCGAGAUGAUUGUCACAGAAGGUCCUAUCUGA